Messenger RNA from Lodderomyces theae, 264 nucleotides. RefSeq names its product long-chain fatty acid transporter (gene ACB1). NCBI's taxonomy places the organism in Eukaryota, Fungi, Ascomycota, Pichiomycetes, Serinales, Debaryomycetaceae. The transcript is spliced from 2 exons. The record is from RefSeq and is a predicted model, not a curated record. Bases 1 to 264 code for a protein of 87 amino acids. Gene Ontology annotation, biological process: fatty acid metabolic process. Gene Ontology annotation, molecular function: long-chain fatty acyl-CoA binding.
AUGGUAUCAGCAGAAUUCGAAGAGAAAGCAAACACCGUUUCCAACUUGGCUAAAAGACCAUCUGAUGACGAAUUGUUGAAGCUUUACGGUCUCUACAAACAGGCAACUAUUGGUGACAAUACCACUGACAAACCGGGUACCUUUGAUUUCAAGGGCAAGUACAAAUGGCAAAGCUGGAAGGAUUUGGAAGGUACUCCACAAGAAGAAGCAGAAAAAAAGUACAUUGAGUUGGCAGUGGAAUUGAUCAACAAGUAUAACAAGUGA